Molecule: messenger RNA, 492 nt
Organism: Maudiozyma saulgeensis
Lineage: Eukaryota; Fungi; Ascomycota; Saccharomycetes; Saccharomycetales; Saccharomycetaceae
Source: the annotation of a GenBank genome assembly
AUGAAACUUAUUAUGUUUGAUUGCUCUAGAAUGUUUGCCACAUUGGAGAACAUAAUAUUUUAUCGAUACAACUCUGUGAAAGACUUUAAUAUGAUAGUUAUUUUGUUCAUUUCGAUAGCCAUUUUUAUCACCCUUCGAAAACGACUUAUCAGCUCAAAGGAUACCAUUGAAGUGUCUUCAAAAACAGAUACUACCCAUGCCUCUACUGAUAAUAAGAACGGGGUAAGCCAUGAAGGAAAACCAGACAUUAGCUGUUGGAAAAGAGUGGCAUCCGCCAUUUCAAUACUGAAACAUUUUUUAACGAUGAUGGUAUUAUCAUGGAUUUCUCUUAAUACAUGCAAUGCGACAUUAAUGGCUCUUAUUGAUCUAUGCGAAAAUACUUUUGGUGAGACUGUUCUCAAUGCAAUUUUGAUUACUGGCUUUAUUAAUAUAACGUCUUUAUUUCUUACGUGUUUUAUUAUAGUUUAUUUAUCUUUUUGCAAUUGGAUCUAG